CUCCGAUCUUCCAGCAGUCUCACCGACACAAAACCUUACGAAGACACGACCCUUUCGCUUCGUCCUCUCGUGUGCCCAACGCGAACGCCCCCAGGACUCUUUUUUUCUUCUUCUAUUCACAUAUUCGACGUUUGUUAGGCCGCGUCGCCACCAGUCGCAAUCAUGGGUCUCGCCUUUUCUAAGAUUUUCGACAAGCUGUGGGGGAAGAAGGAGAUGAGAAUUCUCAUGGUCGGUCUUGAUGCCGCUGGUAAAACCACCAUUCUGUACAAGCUGAAGCUUGGUGAAAUCGUCACCACCAUCCCCACUAUUGGCUUCAACGUCGAGACUGUUGAGUACAAGAACAUCCAGUUCACCGUGUGGGAUGUCGGUGGUCAGGACAAGAUCCGUCCUCUGUGGAGACACUACUUCCAGAACACCCAGGGCAUCAUCUUCGUCGUCGACAGCAACGAUCGGGAUCGUAUCGUCGAGGCCCGAGAGGAACUUCAGCGUAUGCUGAACGAGGAUGAGCUGCGAGAUGCCAUCCUGCUCGUCUUCGCCAACAAGCAGGAUCUGCCUAACGCCAUGAACGCUGCCGAGAUCACCGACAAGCUCGGCCUUCACAGCCUGAGACAACGCGCCUGGUACAUCCAGUCGACUUGUGCCACAUCCGGAGAUGGUCUGUACGAGGGUCUCGAAUGGCUCGCCACCACUCUCCGAAAGGCUGGUCACCAGUAAACAGACUACCCCAGGACCCUCUACCGGUAGAGCCUCCCGCUCUCCAUCCCGCUUCCCUACCGCAAACUCUCGCAAAGUUCUUGCCAAGCUCGAGAAUUCGGUUGUAAUUUGCAAAGUUAUAUCGAUCAUACCAAUCAAAAUUAAUCCAUAAAUUGUGUCAACUCUUUUCUUUUUUUUCACAGUGCAUUGCACCCAUGCGCUCUCACAUACCACCUGUCGUGAGCCUGUUGAUAUACAUACCCUAACCAUGUGUCUGAAUUGGAGGGGGAGAGGAUCUAGCUCUUGGAAAAGAAGGUUGUGUGGGCGUGUCCAGAAGACUUCGUUUGGAAUUCGUUUCAAAGGGAAAAACUAGAGCUGUGGAUGACCGGGCUGAUCAUUGCCACUUACACACAUCACAGCCAUUCUCAAGCGCUCAAAUAACUUGGAACGGAAAAAGGAAUACUUACAAAAAAGAAGAAAAAGAAAGAAGAAAAAAGAAGUGGCAAGAUUGACAAAACCCGGGAGAGGAAAGUUUGGGGAGAUGCGAGGGGGCUCCUUGUUAUUACGACUGGUGCCUUGGGCUCAUGCUUGAUGACGGUUGUGUCUGUUUUUCAUUGUCUCUCAUGUCGUCGUGUCAUUGCGCUAGAUUGGCGGAGUUGGGUUGUUCGUUGAAGGCCUCCCGGCUGGGAAUGAUCGUAGCGGAUUGAACGGAUGGGUGUGAGGGAACAGGAUUAUCCGUGUUUCUACGCUUUUAUUUUUUUAUUUUUAUUUUUACUUACUCUUCUCCUUAUCUUGUUUUUCUUCUGUUGAUGACAUGAACGGGUGAUUGGCUGUGUGGCAUCGCCACGUCUUGACUAUGGAGGGGUAUGAGGCUGUAUCGUGAAAAUGAAUCAAUGAAUGAAUGGCUGCAUUAAUGG
This is a messenger RNA of Trichoderma virens Gv29-8, 1610 nucleotides long. RefSeq lists its product as uncharacterized. Gene Ontology annotation, molecular function: GTP binding; GTPase activity. The transcript has 5 exons. The record is from RefSeq and is a predicted model, not a curated record. The coding region runs from base 163 to 714 and encodes 183 amino acids. Gene Ontology annotation, cellular component: plasma membrane; cytoplasm. NCBI's taxonomy places the organism in Eukaryota, Fungi, Ascomycota, Sordariomycetes, Hypocreales, Hypocreaceae. Gene Ontology annotation, biological process: vesicle-mediated transport; intracellular protein transport.